This is a messenger RNA of Fulvia fulva, 2217 nucleotides long. RefSeq lists its product as uncharacterized. Bases 1 to 2217 code for a protein of 738 amino acids. Gene Ontology annotation, molecular function: RNA binding. The record is from RefSeq and is a predicted model, not a curated record. NCBI's taxonomy places the organism in Eukaryota, Fungi, Ascomycota, Dothideomycetes, Mycosphaerellales, Mycosphaerellaceae. The transcript has a single exon.
AUGGGUCCUGCAAGGAAAAAGCAGAGGCUGUCGAACGGCAGCGCUGUCACUGUUGAACAGCACGACGACAGCGUAGAAGACACACCUCAGGCAGCAACCGAAACAUCUGCAGAAGCGCAAGAGAAAGCCGUCCAGCAAAAGCGAUCUCUCUUUGUCCGCUCCUUACCGCCCACGGCCACUUCCGAGACUCUCACCGACCUCUUUUCCGAGUCAUACCCCAUCAAGCACGCUGUCGCCGUAAUCGACAAUGAGAAGAAAGAGUGCAAAGGAUACGGCUUCGUGACGUUCGCAGACGCCGAGGAUGCUGCGAAAGCGAAGCAAGAGUUCAACGGCCAUGUCCUGGACGGUCGCAAGCUCCGCAUCGAGAUCGCCGAGCCCAGACAGCGUGAAGGCGAGGGCGGGCAUGAGAAGCAUGGAAAGAAGCAGGAAGCGCCGCAGCAGACAAAGCUCAUUGUGAGGAAUCUGCCAUGGAGCAUCAAGCGAGAUCGGGAUCUCGAGAAGGUCUUCUUGAGCUUCGGAAAGGUCAAGAAAGCGUAUAUUCCCAAGAAGGGACCUGGAUUGAUGGCUGGCUUCGGAUUUGUUGUGAUGCGAGGACGGAAGGCUGCGGAGAAAGCGAUCGAGGGCGUCAAUGGGCAGGAGAUCGAUGGAAGGACACUAGCUGUUGAUUGGGCUGUGGAGAAGAACGCUUACCAGGGGGCAGCGAAUGAGAGUGAGGAGCAGGAAGAGGAGGCAGAGGAGGCAGGUGGCGGUGUUACUCUGGGUGGUGCCGAUGAGGAGCACAUUGAUCAGGACGUUUCAGACGCAGAAGAGGACGGCAGCGAAGGUGGAGGCAGCGACGAAGAUGAGCCAGAUGAGGAAGACCUCGACAUGGACGAAGAGGAGGAGCGAGAGCCCCGGCAACCAGAUGACCGGUCUUCUACGAUCUUUGUUCGCAAUCUGCCUUUCACAUGCACGGACGAGGACCUCGAAGAUCACUUCUCGCAGUUCGGCAGCACACGAUACGCGAGAGUAGUCAUGGACUAUGGGACCGAGCGCUCCAAAGGCACUGGCUUCGUGUGCUUCUACAGGAAAGAGGACGCCGACGCAUGCAUACGAAAUGCCCCAGCACGAAUCCCAGCGCCAUCUGCGGACAAGAGUAGCAAGGACGGACAACCUGCAUUGCAAACACGCUCGAUACUGCAGAAUGAGGACCAAGACCCCACCGGCCAGUACACAUUGGAUGGUCGAGUGGUGCAGGUCUCGAGGGCAGUAGACAAAUCGGAAGCUGGCAGAUUGACCGAAGAGGGUGUGGCGAGUCGGUACAAGCGCGAUACCGACAAGCGCCGACUGUAUCUGCUUUCGGAAGGAAGCAUACCAUCGAACUCGAAGUUAUGGCAACCGCUGCCACCGUCAGAACAGGCUAUGCGCGAGGCCAGCGCAAAGCAACGUAAGGCUCUCAUCGAGAGCAAUCCGUCCCUCAAUCUGAGUCUCACUCGUCUGUCUGUUCGCAACCUACCACGUUCCAUCGAUUCCAAGGCACUCAAGCAGCUCGCGCGUGAAGCGGUCGUCGGUUUUGCUACGGAUGUGAAAGCGGGUCUGAGACAGCAACUCUCCAAGGAAGAGGUGUCCCGCGGAGGCGAAGAGAUGCGAGAAGCGGAUUUGGCUCGCAAGAAGAAAGGCAAGGGCAUUGUGAAGCAAGCUAAGGUCGUGUUCGAGAGCGCUGGUGGAAGCAAAGUCAGCGAAGAGACUGGUGCUGGCCGCAGCCGUGGGUACGGCUUCAUCGAAUACUACACUCACCGGAAUGCGCUUCAGGGUCUGCGGUGGUUGAACGGCCACGCAAUAGGCUACCAGGUCAAGGACGGACAGGGCAAGCUGAGCCGAGAAGACAUGCAGGAUCGCAAGAAGAGAUUGAUUGUGGAAUUUGCGAUCGAGAACGCGCAGGUGGUUAUGCGCAGGAACGACAGCGAGAAGAAGGCCCGCGAACGAAGCCGUGCUGUCCAGGACGGCACGGUUGUCAAGGAUGGUGACACUGCUUCGAAACCAUCUAAGAGACCCGCCAAGCAUGAGAAGCCGGGUUCGCGGAAGCGCAAGAGAGCACCCGAGAGCGCACAGAAGGCUCCAGAGUCGGACAAGGCUAAGAAGGAGCCGAAGAAGCCGAUUGAUGAAAAGCUGGCUCGGCGUAACCAGAUCAUAGGCAGAAAGCGUGCGAUGAGGAAGAAUAGGAAAGGCGGCAAGUAA